AUAGAUAGAUAGAUAGAUAGAUAGAUAGAUAGAUAGAUAGAUAGAUAGAUAGAUAGAUAGAUAGAUAGAUAGAUAGAUAGAUAGAUAGAUAGAUAGAUAGAUAGAUAGAUAGAUAGAUAACCACUUCAGCGUGUUGCUGCCUCCUGCCUGAAGAUAGCUGGGAUAGGUUCAAGCACUCCCACAACCCUUGUGAGGUUCAUAUUAUGGAUGGAUGGAAUAAAUAAAGACGACUGACUGAAUUGAUUAAUAAAUUAACUUCUGUCUGCAUUUUUAAUCAUAAUUUAUUGGGAAUAUAAUUUGAAUUCAUUUAAGAGCUUUAUUUUUUUUUUUGCCAUAAAUGGUCAAUUUACUUUAUAAACCUUAUUAUUGCAGUACAGUUAUGUACCGUAUCCGAACUGCAGUAUAAGCAAAGAUUUUUUCUUGGGGGUGGGGGUAAUGUAAUGGGUGUGUUGUGUGAGUUACACAAAAACAAGGUUCGACAAAGUAUUAAUGGCACAUCGAUGAAGUCAUACGUUACUCGGUUGUCACUGGCUGACAUUUCGCCACCUCGUCCGCCUCCCCCAACCCUACCCAACAUUCCACACAUGCGACCAAGCAACAGCUAGCUGCAACCUUACGUGUGGCAGCCACAAGGCGUAUUACCAUGAUGAAGUUGAGAAACCCCGAUUUCUCGCCCUGAGCAAACUCAAAGCAUCGUUCGACGAAACGCGGGACCCCUCGGCAAAGCACGGGCCAUGGGUGGCCUUUUAAAUUAUUAGUGAUUGCUUUUUAUUCGGAGCUUCAAAUGUGCAAAAAAGUCUGUGAGCUGUACUCGACGUCGAACAAGAUGGCAGCAGUAGCAACAACACCGAUGCAGGGUUUGGCGGUGGCGUGGCUUCUCGCUUUUAGCCUCUUUGACGCGAUGACUCAUUUGGUUUACGGGUCUUACUGAAGCUGAGAUAGGCUCCAGGACUCCCCGCGACUCUUGUGAGGAUAAGCGGCCAAGGGAAUGGAUGGAUGGAUGGUAUGGCCUCAGAAGUCUUGAUUCAGCCAUCACACUUGCACUCAGCUCAAACAAGUGCCUUAGGAACCAGUAACAGCAAGCACAAAGAAGAAGCCCAUUGCAGUAAUAACACCACUAGAGCCUUUCCCAUACUACCCCCACCUAAAACAUAUGUGAUUGGAGUAAACUACGGAAUUGCCUACCCCAACAACGUGAUCCCAUCAACAAUUGAUGACUUUGAAAGACUGCACAGGUCAACAGCAGUUAAUGAAAGUGAGGCGUGCACUGUGGAGGGUAGAGGAAAAGACCUUGCUGGGAUUGACUAUCAGGGGUCUCUUUGCCACAGCAAAGGACCACAACAAAGGAGAAUAUUUAGAGAGGAAAGGAACAAAAACGAAGCAGGUGGGAGACAUGUAAACCUAGACUCAGGUGUGACCCAAAGAUGCAAACAAAAGAGAGGUGAAGUUGUAGAACUACAGCAGGGUAACAACUGUGUUGGAACCAUGCAAAUAGUUAAGGAGGUAUGUGAUCCACCUUCACUACCUGCUUCAACGACAAUGUUGCAAACUAGUACGCGGAAUCAUGAUGUUGCUAGAGUAGGGGGUAAGGCAACCCUGCCUCCUCAAGACAAGGUUGUGGAAUCGACUGGCUUUGGGAAUGAGAUGAAUGGGACAAAAAUCAGGUCAAACAUCACUUCAGAGGUGAUUGCUACUGCAAACAGAUCCGGGACAGCAGAUGGUGACUAUCAGUUAGUUCAGCACGAGGUUCUCUGCUCAUUGAAGCACAGCUAUGAGGUUUUGGAGUUUCUUGGGCGUGGCACCUUUGGUCAGGUGGUUAAAUGCUGGAAGAGGGGAACGAAUGACGUGGUGGCUGUCAAAAUACUGAAGAAUCACCCAUCAUAUGCACGUCAGGGACAAAUUGAGGUGGGAAUUGUGGAGAUACUUGCUCGAUUAAGAAGUGAGAACGCAGAUGAACACAACGUGGUGCGUGCUUUGGAAUGCUUUCAGCAUCGCAGUCACACCUGUUUGGUGUUUGAGAUGCUGGAGCAGAACCUCUAUGACUUCCUAAAGCAGAACAAGUUCAGCCCACUGCCGCUCAAAAUCAUCAGGCCUAUCCUGCUGCAGGUAGUAACCGCUUUAAAGAAACUGAAGUUGAUGGGUUUGAUCCAUGCUGACCUGAAGCCAGAGAACAUCAUGCUAAUUGACCCGUCCAAGCAGCCAUACAGAGUUAAGGUUAUUGAUUUUGGCUCAGCCAGCCAUGUCUCAAAGGCCAUUUGCUCCACCUAUCUACAGUCCAGAUACUACAGAGCACCAGAGAUUAUUUUGGGCCUGCCAUUUUGUGAAGCUAUUGAUAUGUGGUCAUUGGGAUGCGUUGUAGCUGAGCUCUUCCUAGGAUGGCCCCUUUACCCUGGUGCUUUGGAAUACGAUCAGAUCCGCUACAUCUCUCAGACUCAAGGACUGCCUGCGGAGCACUUGCUCAACAUGGGCACCAAGACCUCCCGUUUCUUCUCUAAAGAGUCAGAAUCUUCUCAUCCAUCUUGGAGGCUUAAAACAAUGGAAGAGCAUGAGAAAGAGACAGGACUUAAAUCCAAAGAAGCCAGAAAAUAUAUUUUUAGCUGUCUGGAUGACAUUGCACAAGUAAACUUCAUGUUGAGUCCAGACAACAGUGACGUGCAGGCAGAGAAAACCGAUAGGAGAGAGUUUGUCUCCCUACUAAAGACCAUGCUGCUGAUAGAUGCAGAGGACAGAACUGUUCCCUCCAAUGUCCUCAGUCACCCUUUCCUCACUAUGACUCAUCUGUUGGAACACCCACAUAGUAACCAUGUGCAGUCAUCUUUUCGCAUCAUGGAUAUGUGCCAUGGCCGCACCAACAGUACAGUUUUUGAUGCAUUGAACCACAACACUGUUCAUUUCUCAAGACCUCCUGUUGGCCCCACAGUUUCCUCUGGUCUCCCUCUGGGCUACAGCAACAUACCCGUUCACACUCAGCCUAUUACACAAUCAGCUCCUUCAGUGUUGCAUCCUCGGAUUGCACUAACAGCCAGAAAUGGUCAGUUUGGAUGCAAUGACUCCUUCCCACCCAUUCUUCUUUGCCCACCCAACAUUCAAGGUAACCUUAACCAAUCAGUCAGGUAUUCAGUUCCUAUGGUACCUCAGCCUCCUCAUAUCCAGCCUCUCCAAAUGAGGCCUAGCGUAAUAACACAGCCAGCCUGGUCUAACCAGGGUCAGCAGCUCCUUGUACAAGCAGCCUGGCCACAGAUGACUGCAGUCAGUGUCCCUCCGACUCACCCUGUCCCACCACCCACGUCUUCCCUAACCAGGGACACCACAGUCUGCGCCCGAAGAAUCAGCGAGUGGGGGGAAGUUCGUUAUAGUACCUUGAUGCAACACCCACUUCUGACCAAUCACAUGCCAGCUGUGUCUGCUCAUCAGCCUCUCAAUAUUGGCAUAGCGCAUGUUGUGUGGCCCCAGUCAGCUAAUAAAAGAAACCGGCACCAUCAAAACAGGAACCUGUCCCACCCAAUUAACAUUCACACAUCUAAGUGUCAAUCCACCAAUAUGGCCAAUGUUGUUGGUCAGAAAUUUGGAAUUAGUAACUCUCAGAGUGAGCUACCUCCGUUGGAAACUCAGCAGCAGAAACAUCUAAAUUCCAAUCAAGAGGAAGAUGAUUUACAAGACUUUGUGGGCUGUCUCAAAGAGGAUCUACCAAACCACGAGCUGCAGCAAGAUGUCACGCUUCUCAUGGGUGACACAUCAAGCCCGACACCCAGUGUGAUCACCAUCCAUAGUGAACCAACAAAUGGUGAAGAAGUGGAGGAGGACAAAUCACAAUUGUGCUCUCUAAAAGAGUGUAAUGAGCAGUGUGUAUGUGAGGUUUGCAGAAACAAAAGUGUGACUAUGGAAAGAGAUUGUUCCCUUAGCAGUCCUGACAGCAGCCUCAGCACCAGUUCAUUUGCAUCCAACUCUCUGCACUCCAGCCCAUCUGGAUCACCCUGCAAAAGACCCAACAGUAUGUCAGAAGAUGAUGGUCAUGAGAGUGGCUGUGAAACUGUAGAGGGCUCCCCAACAUCCAGCACUUCAUCCCCCCACGGCAACAGUCCAUAUAGUUUCCUCGACAACAGCAACCGCAAGAGCCGCCCAACUUUUGGUGCUGUGGUAGCCCCAUUACCUUCCCUUGGAUUUCAGGGUGGCAUUCCUCGUGCUGUCAGGACAAUGGUAGUUCCACCAAUGAGAGUGCAAAACAACAACAGUCAAGGAGCACAGGAGCGUUUCCAGAGAACAGAGUCAUGGUCCCAGUCCAAAGGGUGCUGCAACAUUAGAGGACAACAAAGCACUCCCUCAUCCCUCUCCCUCCUCCAAUCAACACCUUUUAUGUCAUGGCAACCAAAGCUCCAGCAGCAGCACCCACUGAGCCUUGGACAGGUGCCGCCAUUCAUUACAAACCACAACAUCAAAGAAUGGAACGGCAACUAUGGGCCGUUGCGACCUCAUGCCUUUAUUCCCCCAACCGUCCACACACACAGCUUCCCACACCUGCCACACAGCAGCCCCACGCACAAUUUAGGUGCUCACCCACCACACACCCUCCUGUCUUACCCUCACAGUGGAGCCCUUACUACAGCCCCCCGCCCUAUGUUGACCUCUCAUCCUCCGCUACUUCAGCACAGCUACAGCCUCUCCCACGGCCAAGGCGGGGGCGCUAUAGUUCACCAGGUGACCAUGGGACUCACCAGCCACACUCAGCAUCCUGGCUACCACAGACUACUGCGCUCACCAACAGUCCACCCACAGCAACAGCCUGGCUAUGCCCAUCACCCCCGCCAAUUCAAUACUGCCUUCCCCCCACCACUGCCCCCUCCACACCCAUACAUGCCCUCACCAGCCACCUACACAGGCUUCCCUCUGAGUCCCACCAAACCUGCCCACCGCCUUCAGUUCUCUUACAUUUGAGGAGCGGAGCAGGGCUCCAGCAGCACCUCCGGGUCAUCACAUGGGUGACAAAGGUCAAUGGCAACUACAGUGGGGGUGCAGGUAGAGCAGGACACCAAACAAAUACUUGUGAUCAGGAAAGGUAAAUUUGUAUGCUGAGAACGUAAACUGUUUUUUUGGGGGAGAAUUAAAUUCAAUACCUGUCUCAUCUGAAGGUUAAUCAAGCAACUUCAGCUCAGAAAGACUUCCUGUAAAAUUGUGUCUCUGCCACCGGGUGAAUAUUGUAGAGCUCUAUUGAGCGGGCAUGAAACAAAACAUAUUUCACAAUAUUUUAGGCUGUGUCCUUUGCACAUUACUUCUGUCAUGGGUUUUUUUUUGCGUAUUUGUCACUCGACUACUUUUCAUCUUGGUGGCCUUGCAGCAUGUGCGCAGAGUGGCUAAGGAAAAUAUUCAGACCUUAUUAAAUUUUUCACUGUCAUACUGCAGCCAUUUCUUAAAAUCAUUUAAGUUCAUUUUUUUCCUCAUUGUUAACACAAUACCAUAUAUUGACAGAAAAUAAACUGAAUUUAUUGAGUUUUCCAGAUUUAUUUAAAAUAAGAUAAAUGGAAAUAUCACAGCCACAUGAGUAUUCAGACUAGUAUUUUCCUCACUGUACCUCAGUAUUUAGUAGAAGCACCCUUUUGAGCUAAUACAGUGUCUUUUGGGGACCGAUGCAAAGAUUUUUUUGACACCUGCAUUUGGGGCCUCUCCCAUUCUUCCUUGCAGACAGCUCCAUUUCUGUCAGGUUUGAUGUUGAAUUUUGGCAGGCAGGCAUUUUAAUGUCUCUCCAGAUAUUCUCAACUGGGUUUAAGUCAGGGAGUUAGCUGGGUCAUUCAAGAACAGUCACAGAGUUGUUCUGAAGCCAUGCCUUUAUUUUUACUGUGUGGUUUGUUAUUAUCCUGUUUGGAAGGUGGACCUUCAGUCAAGUCUGAGGUCUUGAGCACUCAGGAGACAGUUUUGGUUCAGGAUCUCCCUGUACCUGUCCGCAUUCGUCCUUCCAUCAAUUGGAACCAGUCAUCCUGUCCCUGCAGAUGAAAAACACCCCCACAGCAUGAUGCUGCCACCACCAUGCAUCACUGCUGGGACUGCAUUGGGAAGGUAAUGAGCAUUGCCUGGUUUUCUCCACACACUGCUUAGAAUUAAAGCCAAAAAGUUCUAUCUUGGUCUCUUUGGAACAUAGAAUGUUAUUUCCCAUCAGGUGUGGGGGGCUUUCUUGUAUCUUGCACUGACGAAAGGCUUGUGUCGGGCCAGUCUGCCGUACUGGUCUGACUGGUGGAGGGCAGCAAUAAUGGUUUGCUUCCCAGAACUUUCUGUCAUCGCUCAACCUCAUCUCAUUAGGUUCGUCUUUAAAUCUCUCACCAAGCCCCUUCUCCCCAGAUUGCUCAGUUUGACCGGACAGCCAUCUUUACUAUGGGUGUGGUCAUCCCAAAGAUCUACCAUUUAAGGAUUAUAGUCACUUCUGUGCUCUUAGGAACCGUAAAUGGGGCAGAAUUUUUUUUUUUUUUUUUUUUUGUAACCUUGGCUCGAUCUGUGCCUUGCCACAAAUAUGUUUGAGCCCUUCAGGCUGUUUCUUUGACUGCACUGUGAGCCGUAAGGUCUUAUAUAGACAGGAUUGUGGCUUUUCUUAUCAAAUCUAAUCAGUAUAAUCAAACACAGAAGGACUCCAGUGAAGGUGUAGACCAAUCUUUUGAACAAAUCUGCAAAAAUGUCAACAGAUUUGUUUUUUUUUCCUGUCAAUAUGAGGUGCUAUGUGUACAUUAAUGAGUGAAUAAUAAAUUAAAAUGGUUUAAGAAAAUGCUUCCAAUAUAACGUAGUGAAAAAUGUAAGGGGGUCUGAAUACGUUCCGUACCCACUGUAUGUCAAAGCCAUGCUUUGAUUGAAGGCUGUCUUAUUUGCUGCUGCUGCCAGUGCCUUAACAGCAAAGUCCAAGAUGUAUAUAGUCCGUUCAAUUAGGCUUGUAGAACUUAUUCAGACUCUGAAUAUGAUGGGCUUUUGGAAUAAAUAUGGGUUUCUUUGACGCUUAAAUUGUAUUCAAUUUGCUUGCUGACUCAGAAUAAGGAUUUACGAAAGCUACUGGCUGAACAUUUAGGGCUUUGACUGAAUGAUUUUUGUAUGUGUAUAUAGAGUGAUUUGAUAUUUUGAUAAUCAAUUUCUACUCACUAUAGUACUUAAUUCGUAACAGUAUUGUCACUGUUUACUGUAACUGCAAUACAAUCUAGAUGGCCUCUGGGUUGCUGUGUGUGUGUUUAGUUUGAUUUGCAGUUUUUAGAUCUUUGGGAGUGGUGUUGACAUUUUCAAAAGAGAAAUUCUUUUCAAUUCUUCACAGUAUUUGAAAUCUUUUAGUUUGCAGUACCCUUGCUGGGCUGUUUUGUGUUAAAGGUGUAUUGGUAAAUGUUUUGUCUAACCUGUCCUAGAUUGAAGCCCAUCAGUUUUGUUACAUUCCUUCAGGGUGUGUUAUGCAUAGCCUUGCUAUUCUUUCUUUUUCUUUUCUUUUUUUUUUUUUUUUCGGUUUUCAAUUUUUGUGUGGAGCAGUGUUCAGUUGGUCUUUUAUGGCAAUCAGCACCAAAGACAUUGUUCAAUUAUUUUUCUGAGGCACAGUUCGUUCUUUCACCGCCAGCAAACUAUUGCAGUUUGACAUUGAGAAAAAAAAAUUCAGAGAUCUAUUUUAGAAAUGUGGUUUUAUUUUUUUGAGCUAUAUUUGGCAAAUUGUAUUUGGAAUGUAUCGAUAUUGAGCUGCUAUGUACUGAUUAUCUGCCACUUUGUAGCUGUGAAUUCAGAGGAUUAAUCUCAUUUAAGCUUGCAAUUGUCUUGUAUUGUAGUUCUGGUGACUAGGACUGGCUUUUACUUUGAUUAUAGGGUAUAGUUGCGAUCCUACAUUCUAGUGCCUCUGUAUUUUGACUUCAUUGUUUUGAAGAGAUUCAUAAACUGCUGUAAUGGAAAUAGAGCAUUUUUUUCUGUUUUUGUUUUGUGUGUGUGUAUGUGUUCCUUUUGGCAUCAGUAUUUCAUCUUGGAAUGUAGGAUGAGAUUAACUCUUAGAUUGUGUAACCAGUGUGCUGUUCACUUAUUUUUGUUCUAGUUUGUAUUGUGACAUGGCUUUUUUCCCCCCACAUCGGGCUAUAUAUGCGACUCUUUGUACUGUACAACUAGUGCCUUUCUCCAAACUGGCUGACAGAAGAUGUCUUAUUGAUGUCAUGCGAAUUGAAACCGUGUUGUAGUUCCUUCAUGGAGGAUAGACCCCUAAUUUUGACAUCAACGGUUUGAAAACAAUAUUUUUUACACAAAAUCCUAAGAAAGUACAAGUCAGGGAAUGUUUAUUACGCUCACCACGAACACUGCACAUGACUCAAAAACAGAGGACAUGAGUUAGAAAAAUGCAAAGCUUUACUGUCACACCUGAAUGUAUUCGUGGAAACAGCGAAAUCUCUUAGAUAAGAUGCUUGAUCGAUGUUCUCUCUGUUUGUGAUCAGAGCAUGUAAUAUAGUUCUUGUAUGCAGCUUUACUAUAGGUACGCAUCAUGUGUUGUUGUCAGGGGUUCUUCCAAACUGCUUUAUCCAUGAAUCAAAGUUGAAAAUUUCCCUCAUCUAUUUAUUGUAAUGGUUUUGCUAUGUUGCUGAUAUAAUAUGUAUUUUAUGUAUAAUUUGCUAUUGUGUUCACAAUCCUAAAACAAAUGAGCGGUUGCUCUGUUCAAAGUGUUGUGCGGCCUUAAAAGUUUGAAUUUAGUGUGCGCGUGUAAUUGUGCCUGUGUGUCGUGGCACAGACGUCUUCAAUCACAUAGGAAAUAAUUGUGUUCCUCCUUUUUGCUGGCUCUUACUCGGUGUCAGAAUUUUAUCUAUUGUUUGUGUCAGAUCAACACCAUCACAUGAGAUGAACACAUGAACCACCUCUGUUACCACUUUGGCAGGACCCUUCAGCCUGUAGCCUCAAAUGUGACUUUUGCGCCGUCAAAGGCACGCCAGCGGUUCAAAGAGUUCCCACAGGCACAUGGAGCCGAGCACCCUUAAGAAUCAAAUUAGAGUAAAUGUCUUAAAUCAUGUUUUAGUCCCAGUCUUCAUCUGUGCCAGCACUUGCCUAAGUAAGUUGUUCUAACGCAAUACAAAUGUGUGGAGAUUUUCUUUCUGGAGUGGCGAGCUACAUAAAUGUCCAGUUAAGUCCCAGACUCAUUAAUGUAAAAUUGGCAACACAGUUCUCUAAUUAUUUGGUUGAUAAUGUUGUAUUUGGAUUCAGUUUUGUAGACGUGAUUGGGAAGCUGAACCCAUUACUGUUAAGUGUACAUUUGUGUUGUUUUUAUGAUUUUGUGAAUGCUACACUAGUUUGACAUGUAGCAACUGCACUGUGCAAUAUACAGCAUUAUGAGGACUGGGGAAAUGAUUAUUGUUUGGCUGUCACGUGUGUCAUGUGUGUGAUUCUUUCCCCCCUCUAGUUCUGAGUUUGUGUAACCAGGCCUUAUUAUGUACUUAGUCACAAAAAGCGGGUUCCUUAUUUGGUGACUUACUGGUGAGUGUCAAACUAUUAAUAGAUGUCAAUGUUAACCUUGAAAUAAAAAAUAAAAUAAAAACUCUUUUGCUUCAA
This is a messenger RNA of Syngnathoides biaculeatus (alligator pipefish), 9519 nucleotides long. It is a transcript of the gene hipk3a, whose product is annotated as homeodomain interacting protein kinase 3a. Gene Ontology annotation, biological process: peptidyl-threonine phosphorylation; peptidyl-serine phosphorylation. The transcript has 19 exons. Gene Ontology annotation, cellular component: cytoplasm; PML body; nucleus. The record is from RefSeq and is a predicted model, not a curated record. Lineage: Eukaryota; Metazoa; Chordata; Actinopteri; Syngnathiformes; Syngnathidae. Gene Ontology annotation, molecular function: protein tyrosine kinase activity; ATP binding; protein serine/threonine kinase activity. Bases 997 to 4932 code for a protein of 1311 amino acids.